Messenger RNA from Dermacentor andersoni, 3465 nucleotides. RefSeq lists its product as uncharacterized. The record is from RefSeq and is a predicted model, not a curated record. Gene Ontology annotation, molecular function: zinc ion binding; peptide binding; metalloaminopeptidase activity. Gene Ontology annotation, biological process: peptide catabolic process; proteolysis. NCBI's taxonomy places the organism in Eukaryota, Metazoa, Arthropoda, Arachnida, Ixodida, Ixodidae. Gene Ontology annotation, cellular component: cytoplasm; membrane.
GACGGCAGAAGUGAAAUUCUACGCUGGAAUGAUGACCGAACGCGGAGCCAGCUGUGGAAGAAGACGAACCGUGACAGAGGUUCAUGAUCAUGAUCAUCAUCAGCGUCAUCAGUGGCGCGAGAGUAGUUCCCGCGGUUGCGCCGAAGGGCACCAACGAGCCAGCUGUGGAAAAUGACGACGCUCGAGGCAUUACUGAUGAUAAUAGUUUCUCCGCACAACGGAUGGACAGGUAUUGGUAGCCACAUUUAGCUUCGUUGUAAAAUUGUCGCGCCGUCGUUCUGGUAAGCAGAGAAGAAGACGCCAAGAUCGUCUCGCGGCACCAACGCGCGUGGUCUCGCGUCUCGCCCCAGCUCGCGACUUCUGCACCCGCUGGCUGAAUUCGUAUAUCGCCAUUUGCAGCUUCCAACCGCCUUGAGAACGACGUCUCUACUGCCCCUGCCUUCCCUCGCUACCAGCCUAGCUGCUCCCUGACGUUCGGGCUUGACGUGUAGCCUGCGUGCAGCUCCAAGUCGUCCACGACAGUCGAGACUGCCGUCCCGGUACUGCGCCUGAGCCUUUCGCCGAAAGUCAUCUCUGGGUCAACCAUGAACCGGGUCUUAUCUGCAGAGGAACGGGCUAAUGGUUUGCAGGGGCUGCAGAAGGAGGCGCAACCGAAGCGUCGCCGUCGCCACGACCGCUUGUUCGACGCGAUGAUGGUGCUGAUCGCGCUCAUCGCAUUGCUGCUGUGCCUCGGAUUAUUCAUCCGCUACGUCAGCCGCGGUCCGCGGGUCGUCCGGAAGGAGACGGUAUCGCCGACCGUGGACCUCGGAACGCGACCACGUACCCCCACCACCACCGCCGCCGCCGCCACCACCACCGUCACCCCGGCGACGGAGGCCACCGCGGAGCACGAAGGGAGCGGCCCCCAGGAUGACGAGAGUACGGCAGAGGCCACGACUGCCAUGCCGUCUCAGCGCCCAUUGCCGAAGCCAGGCACCGAACGCUAUGCUGGGGAUCUGCCGGGGGACGUCGAACCGAAGCACUACGACGUCACAAUCGCAUUGACGGGUGAAAACCUGGCUUACCAGGCGAUGAAAGUCACCGGCAGAGCGGAAACGUCACUCGAGGUCCUGAAUUCGACCUCUAAGCUGAUCCUGAAGUCCAAGGCAAGCACCAUCAACUUGGUUGGGAUAUCUGUGCUGGAAGUUCCCGCCGCGUCCGGCGAUGAGUUGAUGGAAGUAAACAUCACGACUCUGAGCAAGAGCGACCCCUUCCUCAUCGCGGCACUCGAGACCCCGCUGGAAGCUGGAAAGUCCUACACUCUGGUGACCGAGUACGACUACGACAAGCGCGUGAAAAGCGGACCAAUCUACCUGUCGGCAGAGGUCGCCAAGAUGGAGCUCAAGAAACGCGAGGCGCACGCCGCCUUCCCGUGCUUCGAGAGGACCGGCUGGAACGUUCCAGUGGCGCUCACGCUGCAGAUUCCCAAGGGGCACUUAGCCGUCGCGAAUGCGGCCUUGGACGGACAGCCCGAAGUGACUGGUAGCAUGAUUACCAUCAAGUUCAAAGAUACGUUGGCCAUGCCUCUGGACAUGCUUGCCUGGGUGGUAUUCCCAGCAUCUCUGAAGCGGACGAAUGUCCUUCCAGGCAAGAUAGCCAUCUACGCACAAAAUAAAAAUGCGGCCCUGACGGCGUCCGCCAAGAAUGCCUUCGAGUUUCUCCCCAAAUACUUCCAGGACCCCGCGAAAGAACUGAUCACAAAGAUUGACCUGGUAUUCCCGAAGGCAUCCAAGACGCAAGAGAGCCUUGGGUUCAUUGUGCUCGAGGAGACAACCACGCCCGAGGGAAUGUGCGCGAAAAUUGCCAACCAGUGGACGCGCAUCCUCAUGAGUCAGCCAACAGGUCCCACGUGGCUUGGAUCAGCUGGUGUCUCUUACCUGUGCCGCCUGGCGGUGACGGAGGAGCACAACCUUCCAGCCGCGUUCCUGGGUGACCUAAAGGAAUGCAAGGAGACUAAUCCGACGCCGGGCACGAGGGACUUGCUGGUGUUCCGCAUGGCUCACUUCAUACUGGGUGACGCGGCGACCCAGAAGGCCCUCCAGAACUACGUGGCCGUGCGCGUGUUUAGCAGCACGACAACUGACGAAGAACUGAGCGCCUUCGGACCUGACGUCUCGAAGGAGCUUCUCGUAGCAUGGCGCAAGGAACCGUACCAGACAAACGAGCUGGCCAGGACGCUUGGGAAUACCAAGAUUAUCACCUGGAAAAAUGGACGUGACCCUCCAACGCCCUUCGCCCAGACCACCGACAACAAUGGCAUCGAGCUGCGGGCGCCCUCUGCCGUCGCAGUUACCUGGUUGAACAAGAGUAAAGCCGAUAUGACGACUUCGAUCGGCGACACGAUGCCCGUGUACGUGAACCCUUCGAUGAUGGCCUGCUACGGAAUCCAGCUGGACUCCAAAUGGUGGUCGCUGAUCGGGAAGGACAUGGAGAGGAACCAGCCGGGCGCCAUCAACGCUUGGUACCUUCUGGGCGAGGCUGCGAAGCAGUAUAAAGGAGUCGUCCGGCCGCACGACUUCACCGGCUACAUGUGGAUGUGGGCGGCACUGAAAUAUGGCGACGAGGACCUGUGGAGUGAACACGCGGUCCAGUUCGUGAAGACCGAGAGGCAGGCCUACUCCAUGGUCACCACCGAAGAGGAGGAGCGAAAGUACAAGGCACGCAUCGUGGACUUAGUACACGCCAGGAUCGGUGCAAUGACUCUAGCGAAUAUCGCUAACAGUUACAACGACAAGACGACGACCACCCUCCUCUUGGACAUGGCGUGCGAGAUUUCGAUGGAAGACUGUGGGCGCGUAAUCGUCGCUAACUUCGGCGAGGACCCCACCUUCUAUACUUCCAAAAAAUUUAAGCCCGAGCCCAUGUCCCCCGAGGCUCUGGCUUGCUAUGUCGGCUCCCAGGUUAAAACAACAGAUGACUUCGCAGCCACAAUAAAGCUAAAGUCGAUGGGCAUGGAGGCUCGAUUGUCGUUGCGCCUGACCUUCUGUGGUUGCGUGCCAAGUGCAGUUGCCCAGCAGCUCGACGCGAAAAUCAACGAAGUUUACGAUGAAGUGCUCCACAAUGCCUGGACCAGUUCAGCUGCCGCUGCCAUCCGAGUACCUCGCGGCCUGCGGGAAAGGGUGCUCUGGAUCCUCAAGAACGCGGCGCAAGCGACGGUCAACUCGUGCAAAGCCACGCUGAUAAGUGCUCAAGCGUUGCAUCUCAUCCGGACGAGGGUCGAGUUUAAAGCGGUCAAAGAGGCAGCCGAAGCUACCCCAAACCUGGCGGGCAUAAAGUUCCAUGGCAUCGAAGAUAUGCUCGUCCCGGAUGAUGCGCCGCUCCACGAUUGGAUCAGAAAUUGACCAGCCGAUACCUUGGCGGCCCAAAGCCAGCAUUGCUGGCGGUUUGGUGGACGCUGGCGUGGCGAUUAAAGCCUGUAGAAAAAGA